GGUAUGACUGUGCAGAGGGGCUGGUUAGAUAUUGACUGAGAAGUGCAGACAAAUAGAGGGGGUGAGUUUCAUGUAGAGGAGGAGUGAGGGAGAGGAGGUCAUAGACUGAACUAAGAAAAGGGAGGGAGUUCAGGCCAGAGAAGGAGAAAGGCACACAAGUCUUGGGGGCUGUGAAAUAAGCUGAAACGUAGUGGAAUCAUUGAGAAAGGAUUAGCCGGUGACCGAGGACAGUUACUUUCCCUUAACUUCCUGCAGCAUCUGGCAAGCUGGAAGCAUUCCUGGAGCCGGGAUGGGAAGAAGACGUUGAAGCUGCCAAACUCACAUAAAGAGAAUUCUGAGUUCAGAACAAGCGUCUCACUGUGUGCCCCCCAACGCCUACGAUGGGCCAGACGCACUGCCAUAAAAUGAGUCGCCCAGGACCCCGACAACUCCAAUCAGGUGUGUGAAUUGGGGGACUGGGGGCUGCUGAGGCCACAGCAACACAUGGAGACAGAGGAGAGCCUCAAAGAGACUGGUCUACGCUGCCCACAACUGGUCACAUUUGAAUGUGGCGAAAAUGGCAGUGGAGGUUAACCCAAGACAAUGUAUCCCUGCUGGAGAAGAGAAACCGAGUGCGGUGUACAAACCCUCAAGGAAGGUCAGAGCUGCAGGUGGUAGGACCAGUACUGAACAGUUGGAUAAGCCAGUAAAGCAUGAAGAAGAAUAUGGGGCGAGGACUUCUGUGUUACAAAGUAAGGUGAAGGCCCUGAAGGAAAAGAACAUGAAGGAGAAAAAGGAGACCAACAUUUUGAAAGAUGAAGGUGGAGAAAAGGACAAGGAAGAUGUUCUCGUGUCUCCUCAACUUCGAACCUACCUGACGGAGGAGUUAUUAGAAUGCACUAAGAAUGGAAGGUAUUCUGGUGUUCACCAAGGGAGCUGGGGAUCUGAUGAGCUGUGGGGGACGUACAGCUCAGAUGGGUCCUCAGAUGCUCACAGCAAUGGCUGCAAAAUAGUAAACUCAUCAAACCACAGUCAAAACCCACAGAACAACUCUUCACUCUGUCUUCAGGAGCAGCUCCAGCCUUCAUCUAAUGAUCUGAGUGUGCCGGAGAACACCACAGCACGGGAUUCGAUCUCUCUGACCCUGGCUGAAAAAGUAGAGAGAAACAGACAGGAGCUGAGGAGUAAAUUUGGCAAAUCAGUCAAUCGUGGUGGAGAGAUCACUCACAGUCAAGGGCAAACCAGCAAAAGCCGUGAGUAUAACUGGAUAAUCACGGGUGAUGUAGAUGGAGACUUGGGGUUGGAAAUACCUGUGAUUGAAGAGUGUGGGGAGCUCAGCGCCCGUCACGAACAGGCCAAGCAGCUGCUACAAAGAGCACGGAUGAAAGCGAAGGGGGCCAGUCCCUUGCGAGCAUCCCACUGUGUCCUUGCACAUCCACACUCGCAGCCCACUCUUCGCCGGGGCCCCAACAUCUCAGGUGCUGUGACAGACGGAGGAUCCUUAAGUGACAGCUCCAGCAGUGAGUAUUCUACUUGGCAAAAAGGUUUUCGAGGGAGUUCACCUUCUCAUGUACGCUUCCAGGAUGAGUCUGAGCGGGAGGCUGAAGAAAGAUACAGGGAACGACAACAGGUUCCACAGAAGGUCUCUACUCCACCACCCAAGAGACAGCCAAAUGGUCCUAUUUCCUGGACGGAACAACUGUCACCUUCAGGGAAUGGACAGUGUGGAACGUGUAGCUCUUAUGUCAAAGGAACAGGCACCAGUCCAGCUGCCACACAUGGUACAAACCUACGCAAUGUCCAUUUGGGUUCUAAAAUGACUCAGGAUGGCUCUGUGAGCUGCCCUCUGGGGGUUAAACCUUCUCCCCACUGGAUUUUGCCCACUCAACCAUGGCGAAUGUAUACCGAGUUGAUCCGUGAAACGCACAUUGGCAGUGACUCUACUCCUGAUUCUUCUGGAGAGGAUGAUGGUAAUCGAAGCCACAAUAAGAAAAGUCGUGACUGGGGCAUGCACAGACACUGUAGAAAUAACUCAGCCAAUGCUACUCCUGAACAAGGCGCCAAGGUACACCUUUUAGAUACAUAUUCUGAGAGCGAAAUACGAGUGGGAAGAUCACUCAUCGAUCAAAAUAAUGGAAAUGGAAUUGGUACUUCAAGCAAUGUUUUAACAAAUAGGGGGAAAAAUAAGUCAAACCACUUAGAACCCAUAGGCAAAACAUCAGAAACAAAUCGGGAGAAAGGCACUGCUGCAAGAAGUUAUUGUGUGGACUCAGUGAGGACCGGCUUAAGGAAGAGUCCACAAAAUACAGAAGCAAAAUCCACACAAAGACACAAAAAUUCAGCCCUAGAAUUUGACACUAAACCGAAUACAUCCAUCCAAGAAACUGGAAUUGGGGCUAUUGUGCUAAAUAUUGACACUAAAGAUGGAAAUUCUAGAAUGCAUUUGACAGACUGUAGAGCUCCAGUUACUCCAGUGAUUCAGUGCACGUCACAAGCUAUUUCUUCCCCUUUUCCAUCUGGCCAUGUGCCUGCCCCACCUUCUGGGAAAGCGCCCAUAAUGAUGCCAUCAAGAAGCAGACUUUCACUACGGCCGGGAGGCAUCAGUCAGCAGCCACACAACUCACAGGAAGGCGGCAUAGUGCAAGCCCCCCAUGAGAAAAGGGAAUCUCUAUCCAAACCAGUGCCAAACAGCAAGAAAACCACGCAAGAAGCCCUUGGGGCUUCAGAUGGUCACCAACUUUCUCAAGGAAUGACAUCUAAAGAUAACAAAUCUAGAGAACGGACUCAGAAAUUGAAGAAACACACAGAAAAUAAAAAGACAAAAGAAGUCAAGGAAAACGGGGACGUCAUAAAACACCAGGAACCCAGGGAACUUGACAGACCCUACACCAGCAGUAGACAAAAAGACUAUGAGAGACAUCCGUCGUUUAAAGACCAAAGAGACAAAAACCACGGUUCGGGAACCCUAUCUAAGGAACAGGAGAAGAAUGAAACGCAUCAUUCUAAAAGGGAAGAAAAGUGCACUGAAAAUUCAGGAAUAAACGGGCAGCUAACUUGCAGCAGCAACACAAAUACAGGAUCUGGCCAAUGUUUCCGUGAAAACAGCUUUCACUGCCAAACAAGUGACUUGGGAAUUUCAACCAAGGACCGCUACCCGGAACUACCAGAUGAGGGCUCAUUGCAGCCUGCAGUAAAAAAGGGAGACAUCCGUAGCGGGAUGAGGAAAAUCUUUUCCAGUAUUGGCCUGACCUCGCGGCCCAAGCUGGAGCGUUUCCAGUCCUCUAGUCUGGAGCAGAUUUCUUCCCCUGGGUCCAGUUCAGCAAAUGGAGACUCUGAAUCGUUUGAUGGAUCCGUGAAGUCUGGGAAGAUAAAGAAGAGUCCCUCGCUGCAGUCCCUGAAACUGAUGUCGCCAUUUCACCUCCCAAGGAAAGCCUCCUCUGUGCAGAACCUGCUGGGAAAAUCUGACCGCUCUUCUGUCUACAUUACAGGAGAUAUGAACACCGCUCCAAGGCGUACCCUCAGUGUGGAGGAUAUCGGAUCUCCUGGAAAAGCACGUGCGUUAGGGAAAGUGGCAGAAGUUUACCCAGAUGGUACGCGCCUUUUAGAACUGCAGCGCCCUGAAAAUGGCACAUUUGGCUUCAGGAUUUCAGCUGGUAAUGGAAGGCCGGAUUCAGGUAUCUAUGUACAGGAAAUGAGUGAUCCCGACACGGCCAAGCUUUACUCAGGUCUUCUACGUGUCGGAGAUGAGGUCCUGGAGGUGAACGGUACAAAAGUGUCAAUACUUGGAAAGACUCGCCUCACUGAGCUUAUGAACCGGGAACCUGUCUUAUCAUUACGUGUAUUGCACCAGAGACGGACCAAGUGUUGAGUGCACAGAAAAUAUAUGAGUAAUUGCAUUACAUUCGUAUGGUGAGCUGAUUAUUUGUGCUAAAAAAAAAAAAUAUAGAAAAAUCCUCUCGCUGUUAUGGAAAUGAUUCUCUAUUGAGGUCAUUGUUUCCGUGACGUAGGGAAAGGUUGAAGUAUUAGGAAAGGACAGUAUUGAGCUCUUUGAUGUAUUUUUCAUAAGGCCUCUUUUUGUUUACCAAACUGUUUUGCACUGUCUUUUGACAUCACGUUUUGUUUAACCUACAACACUGGCGUGUCACUCAGAAGAAAAGCCUAUCCGGUACGGCUCUGCGCACAAAUAAUCCUCAGCAUGACUAUGGAGCUCUCAUGCCAAGCAGUAUUAAACUGAAUGAAAUGGACUUUGUUUAUUGCCCUGGGUGGGGGCUUGACCCAGUUGCACAGUCCUUGUCUAUAUAUGUGUAUUUAUGAGUCCUACGCGCCUCACUGCCUGAUUUUAAUAUAUUAAACGUUUCUAUAUACAAUGUGUUUUA
Rana temporaria (common frog) is the source of this 4355-nucleotide messenger RNA. Its product is annotated as KIAA1614 ortholog. Gene Ontology annotation, cellular component: cell cortex; apical plasma membrane; nucleus. Gene Ontology annotation, biological process: centrosome cycle; regulation of cellular localization; establishment or maintenance of cell polarity. The transcript has 10 exons. Lineage: Eukaryota; Metazoa; Chordata; Amphibia; Anura; Ranidae. Gene Ontology annotation, molecular function: protein kinase C binding. The record is from RefSeq and is a predicted model, not a curated record. Bases 557 to 3847 code for a protein of 1096 amino acids.